GCCUCUUGUUUCACGCUCGUCUCACACACCACGCUAAAAUAAGGAUAUGUCUGAAUACCUGCUGAGCUCCCUAUCGAGGCUGCAUAUCAACACAGCGAAGGCGCGCACAACUUUUUUUAGCCCGUCGUGGCACGCGCCACACACUGCCAAACCAUCAGCUCACUAGUAAGGGUGUGCGAAAAGUUUUGAGCACGGCCAAGCUGUUCAAAGCCCCGUGUGCUGCUCAACACAGCUCAGUCUGACAGCCACAUCUCAUCGAUCAACAACUGAUCAAUAAGUAACUAUCGGAAACUAAUCGACGACUUUUUUUUUCCUCAGCAUGGAAUCGUCGGCGGACAAAAAUAUGGAGAGUAAACAGAAUGCCGCGAAACCGCUUCAUCUGCGCUAUUUAGUGUCUUUUCCAACCGCAGUGUGUUUGGUGUUAUCGCUGAGCUCAAUAGCGGUGUGUUUUCUCAUGGCUUUUAAAACGCAUCAGAUGGAGAGCAGGCUUCACGAGCUGGAGAUAAAGAUGACUGACAUCUGUCAAGAAUCAUCCGCCGACGUCUCUGUUUCACAGGAGCUGCGCAGAAUACAAGAGAGGCUGAAUGAAGUGCCGAAGUUGCGUGUGGCGAGAGACGUGACACCAGACUGCAACUGUCCUCCAGGGCCCCCUGGGAAACGUGGACGGAUGGGCAGAAGAGGCGACCCUGGACCCCCAGGCAAACCUGGGCGUGAUGGUUACCCGGGUCCGCUUGGUCUGGAUGGCAAACCCGGUGCUCCUGGACCUAAAGGAAGCCAGGGGCUGCCGGGACUAAAAGGAGAUAAGGGUGACCAAGGAGACACCGGACCAAGGAUGGUCUUUCCUCGCUACGAUCAUGGCUACAUCUCGGCCGAUCAGCCCAGUUUCCAGAGGCGUAUGCUGAAGGGUGAUCAAGGACAAGCUGGCCCACCUGGACCUCCAGGCCCUCCUGGAGCACCCGGUGCACGAGGACCCCCAGGAAACACGGGGAAGGAUGGUCCCCGUGGCCCACAAGGAGAGCAAGGUGCUCCAGGACAAGAUGGAGAACAGGGACUAAGAGGUUUACCAGGAAAUCCGGGUGAAGCUGGUGAUCAGGGUUACCCAGGACCACAGGGACCCCCAGGGACAAAGGGCGAGCAGGGAGAAAGAGGCUUUCAGGGUGAGAGAGGAAUCGAUGGGCUACCAGGGCUGAAGGGAGAUAAAGGUGAUGUUGGAGAACAAGGGCCUCAGGGUGAAACGGGUCGCCCCGGUGAGAAAGGCAUGUCAGCAUCUGGUGACAUCAUCGACUUCAAUGGAAAACUCUUAGAUGCCUUUCAGGCCAUCAAAACCAUCAGUGUCUCGGGUCCACCUGGCCCUCCGGGACCACCAGGACAAGAAGGUCCAAAGGGUGAACUUGGCUUACCUGGACCUGCUGGGGUCGAUGGUGAAAAGGGUGAUAAGGGAGACACUGGAGAGCCUGGUGAAUCUGGAGAGAAGGGCGAGAAGGGAGAAAUGGGCCUCUCGGGUCUCUCUGGAAUGGAUGGGCAGAAAGGAGAGAAAGGAGACUCUAUACUAGAAGACAAUCUGGUUCAGAUGAUUUCACAGCCUGGACCCGCAGGACCUCCAGGUCCACCAGGACCACCUGGAUACAUGGGUCAUCGUGGCAUGCCAGGCCAAAAAGGAGAUUCAGGAGAGAGUAUUAAAGGAGAGAAGGGAGAAACCGGUGCUCCAGGAACACAAGGCCUUCAGGGUCUUCAAGGACCACCAGGAACAACAGGAUUAGUUGGCCUCCCUGGAACAAAAGGUGAAAAGGGAAAGCAAGGGGAACCUGGAUUAGAUGGUUUUCCAGGUAUUAAAGGAGAUCGAGGUGAACGAGGAGAGAGAGGAGAAAAGGGGGAUCGUGGUCCUGUAGGAAAGAGAGGCCUGAAGGGGAAGAAAGGCGAGCAGGGGCCGCCAGGUCUGGAUCAACCCUGUCCUGUGGGAGAUGAAGGAUGUAAGAAAGAGGCAGUAGAAGCGGGGUCUUCAGCUCCUGAGGCCCCCUGCCCGCUGGGUCCUGAUGGUCUUCCAAUACCAGGAUGCUGGCACAAGUGAUCUAACGUGUGGCAUGACGUCUGUACAUAUUGAUGUGAUAUAUAUAUUGCAAUUUUAUACCGCUUUUUUGUUUACAUUUUAUAAAGACAAGAGACUUUGAUAAACAUUCAUCAGUGUUAUUUUUGGACUAAACCUCUUUUUUAUUUGAAUUUUGGGAGCGCUGAUUAAUGAAUGUCCAUUUGAGCUAUAGAAUACACUUUUUUUCCUCUCGAUUUCCUGGAGCACAGUGUUAUUCAGCUGCCUGUAUGUUGCAUGGCAUGCCGGAGCAAGCAAUACAAGUAUUUCGCAUCACAUUCCACAUUAUCUUUCUGAAGGAACAGGGAAUGAUCCAGAAACUCAAGAGGAAACGUCUUUCCCAGCCCUGAUGUUCUUCAAGAGCCUCCAAAAGGAGUUUUCAUGACUUUAUAGUCACUCGAGGUGACGGCAUCUCAAUAACGUUGGUUAAUAUUGACUGUCCUCAAUGCACAGGUGGAAUGAGGGGCGCAGAAACCCUUUCUAUGGUCAAUACUUUUCACAGAGGAUCAUAACAGAGAUGUUGGACGAUCAGGGCUUCAUGGAUGCAGCUGCUCUGAGGGAAAGCAAGUCUUGCAUAAGACGUGGAGAUGAUUUACAGAACAGCUCAGUUUUGUUUUGUUUUUGAGAAUAUUGACGAACAGUAAUUUAUAAUGAUUGAUUUCUUAUGUUACUGUUUUAUGUGUGUUUUUAAAGCAUUUUAAACCAUAAUCAAAAACACCAGACUUAAACACAUACAAAAGCUGAGUUCAGGACGGCGAGCAUUAUUUUUUUUGAUUUUAUUGAUAUUAUUAUAUAUGCUGUUAGACAUUGUAUUGUAUUUUUGCGGUAACAAUUUACCGCAACUGCCCCUUUACAGUAACUUACGUGUAAAUGUGUUUUACAGUAGCAGGAAGCAGUAAAAUAAGCAAGAAAAAUAGCUUUACCGCAACUUCUUUUAAUGGUGAAAUGCCCUUUACUACAUUUUAAUUUUACAAUUUGACAAUUUUACAGUAGUUUUACUGUAAUUUACUUACAUUUGGUAUUGGUAUUAGUAUUUACUGAGAUUAUCAUUAACUGUCUCAAUUUUGUGUUCAACUACAGUAUAGCAGUACUUUGAUUACAGUAGAUUACCGCAAAUUCCUAAUAUGCAGUAAGUUACUGUUAAAUUUUUAUAAUUACCCUUAAUUGAUAGCAUAUUACAGUAGUGAACUGUUAAGAGUGCAUGUGGUAUUUUACUGGGCGUUUUUGCAGUAAAUUACUGUAAAACAAAUUGCGGCAAAGUUUAACAGUGUACUCAAGUACUUUGAUUACAGGAGGAUACCGCAAACUCCUAAUCUGCAGUAAGUUACUGUAAAAGUAACCCAUUAAAGAACGCAUAUUACAAGAAUACAUGUGGUAUUUUACUGGCCGAUUUUGCAGUAAAUUACUGUAAAGAAAUUGCGGCAAAGUUUAACAGUGUACUCAAGUAUUUUGAUUACAGUAGAAUACCGCAAAUUCCUCACAUGCAGUAAGUUACUGUAAAAGUUACCCAUAAUAAAAUGCAUAUUACAAGAAUGUAGGUGGUAUUUUACUGGGCUUUUUUACAGUAAAUAUCUAAAAUAAAAUGCGGCAAAGUCUUACAGUGUACUCAAGUAUUUUGAUUAUGGUAGGAAACCACAAAUUUCUAAUAUGCAGUAAGUUACUGUAAAAGUUACCCAUAAUUGAAUGCAUAUUACAGAAGUGAACUGUUAAGAAUGCAUGUGGUAUUUUACUGGGUGUUUUUUUGUAAAUUACUGUAAAGAAACUGCGGCAAAGUCUAACAGUGUACUCGAGUACUUUGAUUACAGUAGGAUAUCGCAAAUUCCUGAUAUGCAGUAAGUUACUGUAAAAGUUACCCAUAAUAGAGCGCAUAUUAUAUGUAUGUGGUAUUUUGUAGGUGGUAUUUUACUGUCCGUUUUUACAGUAAAUAUCUAAAAAAAAAUUGCAGGAAAAUCUAACAGUGUACUCAAGUAUUUGGAGCGCAUGUUACAGUAGUGAACUGUAAAGAAUGUAUGUGGUAUUUUACUGGGCGUAUUUGCAGUAAAUAACGAUAAAAUCUAACUGUAAGGGAAAGUUCAUCCAAAAAAAAAAUAAUAAUAAUAACAUUAGCUGUUAAUUUACUUAGAUUUACAUAACAUUGUCAAGUCAGUGGCUAUUUAGAGUCAAAAAACAUAUACAGGCAAAGCUAAAUUAAUGCGCAUUGCUAAUUUAGCGUUUUUUAUAAUUGACGGAAGUUGGUAUAUUUAUAGUAAAUAUAAAUUUUUUGGGUGAACUAUCGCUUUAACAGACCAAUCGGUGAUAAAAAAUUAGAUUAUUAAAUCAGCGCAACAAUAGUGUUAUAUAUUCUAUCUGAUCAUUUUUGUUUCUUAAAUACUACUGCAUUUACGUUUCAUUGCUCGUAUUUGUUGUGAUGCUUUGUAUGAUAUAUGUUAACUGUGACUACCUGCCGUUGAUUUUUGACGUCACAACUCUCGACACGUAUUCCAUAUUAUUGUUCGAAGUAAUUUAUGUGUUAUACUGAUGUUUGUUUGGUUGUUUGAAGAUGGCGAGUUUUUGUAACCUCAAUAUCGCCAUCUGGAGGACUCAAGUUUAAAGCCGUUUUUAAAUUUAUUAUAUUUUACAGCAUGAAAGCAAAUGAAACCUUCGAGAUUCCGCUUUAUCGAUCUCAUUUUCUUUCUCAGAAUUGAACGCAGAGAAAAGACAUCCAGAAGAGAUGUUUUGGUUUUUCUUUAAAGAUGUUUUAGCAUGUUCUGCAUACAUUUCCAUUAUAGAGUUCCCGCUUCUUCAGGGGGAUAUCGAACGAUAAACAUAAGCUUUUCUCAAAUACUUAUUGUUAAUAAUCAAAUAACCAGUGGUCAGUACAUAUAAACGUUUUUAUUUGUGUAACAAACAUUUCAGUUCCUAAUUUUUAUAAGCCUCACGUAGUUUAAAUUGGAUUUACGUAGUUGUAUAGAUUGACCAAUAGAACUAUGGUUACAAAACCGAAUUUUUAAAACCUUUUUUGUUUAUUGACUUUUAAAUUUCUAUUUUCCUUCCUGUAAAAGAAUGUUUUAUUUUUAAAAACAUUGAAAAGUUUGCUGCUGACUCAGUAUUUGUAUUUAAUAGUUGAUAUGGGUGAAGGAAACACUCCUACCACUUGCCUGACAGCAAUCACAUGCAUUCUGUGCUUUUGAAAGUGUUUUAUAAAAUACAAAUUAAAGUUUGUUACUAUA
Molecule: messenger RNA, 5292 nt
Organism: Danio rerio (zebrafish)
Lineage: Eukaryota; Metazoa; Chordata; Actinopteri; Cypriniformes; Danionidae
Source: RefSeq, a predicted model, not a curated record